Molecule: messenger RNA, 3924 nt
Organism: Peronospora matthiolae
Lineage: Eukaryota; Oomycota; Peronosporomycetes; Peronosporales; Peronosporaceae
Source: the annotation of a GenBank genome assembly
AUGUCGUCCAACAACACCUCGGCCAGUGUCUCCAUCGAUAAGUUCGAUGGGGACAACUACUCAACCUGGUGUCGCUACAUGCGCGGCGUGUUUCUGACGAAGUCAGUCUGGUACGUCGUGAACCGCGAAACGUCUCCAACCUUCACCGACACGCGAGCUUCCGACGAGUACGUCAAGGCGAGCAACAUCGCGUUCGGGUUGAUGUUGCUCCACAUGGACGCCGAAUACCACCAUGUGGUCGACAACUGUGAAGAAGCAUGGACAGCGUGGUUGCGGUUGAAGAUGCUCUAUGGUGGGUCGCAGAAGGCGGGACGCAUCUACCUCAAGCGCCAGCUGUUCAGCAUCAAGAUGGCGGAAGGUGCCAACGUCUUGCACCAUUGCAACGAAGUCUUGAACAUCGGCGCCAAGCUCAGCAGCAUCGGUGCCAAGAUGGAAGACGAAGACAUUGCGAUCUGCUUGCUGCUCAGUCUCCCGAAGAGUUUCGAGAACGUGGUUCUGAACUUGGAGAUGAGCAAUGCAGAGCUGCGCACGCAAGAUGUGGUCAAGGUGCUGACUAACGAGCACAUCAAGCGACAAGGCGAGAAGAUGACAACGGCAACGACAACGGUGAAGACUGAAGAUGCGACAAAGGCAUUCAGUACCGAGCGCAAGCCCUACCAAUGCACAUACUGCGGCAAGGUGGGGCACACGGCAGAGCGUUGCUGGACGAAGCAAAAGGAUGAAAGUCGAGGAGCCCAACGCGGCGGCAAUGGUCGUGGACGCGGGGCAAACAAUGUCCAGUGGCGACAUUAUGAUGAAGGCAACAGCUACGAUCGAGUGGCGUUUGCAGUUUCGUUCGAAUGCGGAGUUUCGACGAACAAGAAUGGACCAGGAAUGUGGGCCGUUGACAGCGGGGCAACACAUCACAUCUGCCACGACAAGUUCAAGUUUGCAAGCUUGGUCGAAGGCAAUGAUGGCGAGAUCCUGGUGGCUGAUGGCAACAAGGCGGCCAUCAAAGGUGUGGGGACCAUCGUGGAAAAGGUGAUUCUGCCAAACGGGGAAGAGCGCGAGAUCGAGAUCAAGAACGCGCUCUAUGUGCCCAGCAUGAGCAAAAAUCUGCUCUCGGUGCCGCAGAUUAACAAGCACGGCAACUUCCAAGUGGUGUUUGACGGGGAUACGAUGUACGUCGCUCGCAAGGAUUCCAAUCAAGUGGUGGCAGCUGCGGAUCUUGUAGACGGACUCUACUGGCUUCGCACGACGCAGCGAUCGGCCAAUGCGACAUCACUCAGCAACGCUGUUGAUCUACAUGCGCGAAUGGGCCAUGCUCCAGUCGACGUGCUUCGCAGGAUGGUGACAAGCCACAUGAUCAAGGACGCUCACAUCCCUUCCAAGCCGAAUGGAUCAAGUGUGUGUCGAGGAUGCCAAGAAGGGAAGAUGGUCCAAAAACCAUUCCCGAGCAACCGUGACAAGCGCACCUACAACACCUUCGAGAUGCUCCACUUCGACAUCUGCGGACCCAUGGAAGAAAAAUCUCUGGGUGGCAGCAAGUAUCUGCUGCUGAUCGUGGAUGAAGCCAGCGGAUGCAUGAAGGGUUUUUGUCUGCAUUCCAAGUCAGAGAGCGAAGAGUGCAUCAAGAAGUACAUCACGAUGAUACAGACGCAGUUCAACAAGAAGGUCAAAUUUGUGCGACACGAUGGAGCCCGCGAGUUUGCGACGAACUCGCUUCAAGAUUUCUACGAAGUCGAAGGCAUCGAGCAACAAACCACGGUGCCAUACGCACAUCAAGCCAAUGGAACUGCUGAACGCGCGAUUCGAACUAUCGUCACCAUCGGUCGUAGCAUGCUCCAUCAUGCCAAGUUGGACAAGUGCUUCUGGGCUGAAGCGGCAAUGACGGCCGUCUAUGUGAAGAACCGUUUGCCGUCACCCAAGAUUCCACACAAGACACCGUUCGAGAUUGUCUACAAUUCUAAGCCAAGUGUCAAGCACAUGCGCGUUUUUGGGUGCCAAGCAUACAUCUUGACCCCGAAGGAGAAACGACUCAAGUGGGAUCCCAAGGCCCGGGCUGGAUUGUUUUUGGGCUACGAAGAAGUGUCCAAGGCGUAUCGAGUUUACGACAUCGAAGCGGGGCAGGUGAUGAUAAAACCGCGUCCGAGACACUUCAAACAAACAGGAAAGCGCAAGGCCCAACCCAGUCACGACAAUGACGACGCAAGCAUGCCCCGAGCAGUGCGCCAACGACCCGGAUUGGAAGAGUCAAGUGCGCCGGAUGACCUCUCUUCACGUCGAGCCAACGAAGAUGAAGAAAGGAAGUCGGAGGAACAACAUGACACACGGACUUCCUCCGCGUUUUGGCAUGCGAGUGCAAACGCCGUCGAAGCAGCGGUCGAUUUUUCGGAGCCAUCGACAUUUGAAGAAGCAGUGUCUGGCCCGGACCAAGUACACUGGCGCAAGGCAAUUGAUGCGGAGCUCGAUUCGAUGAAGCUUCGCGGUGUCUUUCGUGCGGCCAAGUUACCCAACGGACAAAGCGCCAUUGGCACAAAGUGGGUCUUCAAGAUCAAGCGCAAGGCGGAUGGGUCGAUCGAGAAAUACAAGGCACGACUUGUGGCCAAGGGUUUUCGCCAAAAGUAUGGCAUCGACUACACGGAGACGUUCUCGCCCGUGGUCAAGUAUGUGACGCUGCGAAUGGUCAUCGCCAUUACCAAGCACUUUGGAUGGCCCCUCGACCAGCUCGAUGUGGUGACUGCGUUCCUGUUAGGAGUGAUGAAGGAGAAGGUGUUCUGCGCUGUUCCGGAAGGCGUCAAGAUGGAAGGUGAUUUCGACUGUCUCGAGCUGAUCAAGGCGAUCUACGGUCUCAAGCAAGCCUCGCGUGUUUGGAACGAGACCUUCGACGAGUUCAUACGCUCGAUUGGUUUUCAAGCGUCGGGAUUCGAUCCAUGUCUCUACAUCAUGACUUCGGAAGGCCAUUGUGUUUUUGUGCUGGUCUACGUGGACGAUGUCUUGGUGACUGGAAGCUCGCUCGAGAUGAUUGCGCGCACCAAGAACGACCUCAAGACACGCUUCGAGAUGACGGACAGCGGCAAGUGUGCCUUUGUUCUUGGGAUCGAGUUAUUGGACGGUGAAGAUGGCAGCGUGACUAUGUGUCAGCGCCGUUAUGUCGACGAUGUCCUCAAGCGCUUUGGAAUGGAUGAGUGCAAGGCUGUGGCAAGUCCGGUGGACGUCAGCUCUCGACUGGUUCCAAGCAACUCUGCAAGCAAGGUGGAUGUCCCAUUCCGUGAAGCAGUGGGUGCUUUGAUGCAUCUGACGACUGCAACGCGACCGGACAUCGCCUAUGCUGUAAGCUUUGUGUCACGGUUCAUGGAGAAACCCCAAGAAGAACACUGGGUUGCAGUCAAGCGCAUCUUCCGCUACCUACAAGGCACCAAGAUGCAUGGAAUCUGCUACAAGCCAAGUGCGAAGAUCGACUUUCGUGGCUAUUCAGAUGCAGACUGGGCCGGUGACCUUGCUGAUCGCAAAUCGACGUCCGGCUACGUCUUCAUGCUAUUGGGUGCUCCGGUGAGUUGGGGCAGCAAGAAACAGCCAAGUGUGUCACUGUCUACAAGCGAAGCGGAGUACAUCGCGCUCAGCCUGGCAAUCCAAGAAGGCAAGUGGAUCAAUCGCUUGCUGUGCGAGAUCAUGGCGGCUGCAAACGAAGAAGGACCCAAGCUCGUCAUCCGUGAAGACAACCAGUCGUGCAUCAAGAUGACGAAGAAUCCGGUCAACCACGGCCGCGCUAAACACAUCGACAUCAAGUACCAUCACAUCCGUGAUGAAGUCAAGCGCGGCGAAGUGAAGCUUGAAUACUGCGAGACGACGUUGAUGUUGGCGGACAUCAUGACGAAGGGACUUCACGGACCGCGUCACAAGGACUUGACGGCGGCGCUUGGCAUCCGUGCGUGUUCGGAUUGA